CCCCGCCCCGCGCACGCCCCGCUGCAGGAGCGCCUCUUUUAGCUCCUGUUUGGAGAAUUCCGCAGUCACGGGCGCGGACAUGUUUCCCUGAUCUGUCUUUGUUUUAGUAGUUUGUUUUGUAGGGUUUUCCUACUUUACCUGUUUUAAUUGAUUUUAAUCGCUAUUCGCGUGAGUUUUGCGCGCAGACAUGAAGGAGGAGAUCGCCGCCGCUGUGUUCUUCCUCGCGAGGCUCGUGAAAAGAUACGGAGCUUUGGACAAUGAUGACAGGGACCGGUUCGCAGUGGCGCUCACAUCCGUGCUGUUUGAGAACUAUAAAAACCACUGGCACCCAAACGCACCCUCUAAAGGACAGGCCUACAGGUGUUUGCGCAUGAACCGCACCCGCCUCAGGGACCCCAUCCUGCAGCAGGCCUGUGAGCGCAGCCUGGUGCAGUACCAGGACCUGGGGCUGCCUCUGGAGCUCACUGUGUGGGUGGACCCUGGAGAGGUGUCCUGCAGGUACGGUGAGCACAGCACCCCCUUCUGCGUGUCAGUGGUGAAUGGCAGUCGCCACGGAGAUGGGGCGUUCUCGCGGCGUAUCAAUGACGCCGUGGAGCGGGCGAGUCUCGAGAUCCAAUCAGGAAGUUCUUCAGAUGAGGAAGAAGGGGUUGAGCUAAGUCUGAGCAUAAGCAGUAACAGCAGCAACCAAUCUAGCGUUUGCCCCACCCCCACACCAUCCAACAACCCCGAGCCCAAGACCAUUCCCACAGUCAGCAACCCCAACAGCGUGUACAGGUUCAGCAAGUUUGCUCCUGGAGCCCCACAGACCUGGCUCACUUACCCAAAGAGGAAGCCCUUUUGUGGGGAAGCCUUUCCACCUUUGCCCCCUCCGUCUGGUCCGGCUCCACAGUUCUCAAACCAGAAAAGCUUCAAGUCGUACAGAGCCACGUUCACCUUCAGUGGGCCCAGGGUGGAUAAGUACCACUGGGUCAGCAAAUCCCGGUCCUAACGCUCAGCUCGUGCACUUUGGAAAAUUAUGUUUUUCUUGUCGUGACAGUUUGUUGUUGUUUUUUUGUCUUUAAAAAGUAAUACUUAAUUAUUGAAUGGUUUAAUUUAGUGCUGUUUAAGCAUAUUUUUAACUGUAAAACGUAACGUUUUAAAAUCUCUUGAUGUAAAUGUUUUAAACUAAAAUUGAAGGAAAUGUGAAUAAAGUAAAGUGGAGCUGUCAAUGAAAAGAAAUAAAAGCGUCCUUUCAGUUCAGA
This is a messenger RNA of Periophthalmus magnuspinnatus, 1241 nucleotides long. RefSeq names its product B-cell translocation gene 4 (gene btg4). Gene Ontology annotation, cellular component: cytoplasm; nucleus. The coding region runs from base 188 to 988 and encodes 266 amino acids. Gene Ontology annotation, biological process: negative regulation of mitotic cell cycle; negative regulation of cell population proliferation. The record is from RefSeq and is a predicted model, not a curated record. NCBI's taxonomy places the organism in Eukaryota, Metazoa, Chordata, Actinopteri, Gobiiformes, Gobiidae. The transcript has 4 exons.